This is a messenger RNA of Symbiodinium pilosum, 5478 nucleotides long. NCBI's taxonomy places the organism in Eukaryota, Dinophyceae, Suessiales, Symbiodiniaceae. The record is from the annotation of a GenBank genome assembly.
AUGCCGGGCAGAAAAGUCCAUCUGAAGCAGAUGACGGAAGUUCCUGCAGCGUGGCCCUUGAAGAUUGUGAUCGAUGCCUGGGUGAACGUGGCCUGGAUGCGCAACCGUAGUGGUUCACAUUACCACCAACCCUUGGCGGUGAUCGCAAGCCGCCUGGAAGAGCUCUGGGCCACGGAGCCGGAGGAGGCUUCAGAGUGGCAGGAGGAGAGGCUCAUUGUGUUCCACUGGCUGCAGAAGGCCGCCAGACGCGGGGAUCAGCUGCGUCAGGCGUUGUUCAGGCACGGCCAAAGCGAGUUGAGACGACGCAGUGUGACCCACUUCACCCAUGAGGGCUUGGUGGAAGAGGUUCGGGGUGCAUGGCGCAUCUCCGGCUGGGCUUGGUUCAAAGAUCUUUGCUUGCAGCUUGCGGAGCGCAUGCUCAAAGCGGAGGAGAUGAUCAGAAAAGAGCCAAGCAAGCCAUGGUGGCUGGAGGAGGACGCUGCUGCGAGGGAGCUCCGGGUGACCAAGGAGGAGAGUUCUUGUUUCGCUGAACACUUGGUCGAGGACGCUUUCACGACUUGCAAAAUGAGCCUCAGCCACGACCUUACGGGGGCUGCGUUUUAUGAGGGAGUCGUAGGUUGGACAUCCAAUGCCAAGGCCAACAUGUUCCUGUGCUGUGGGGUCAACACACAUCUCUCGAAAGUCCAGCUGUGCCCGGGCUCUGUGGCCAAGAUGUGCCCGUACUGUGCUACGGACUGGACCGGCUCGCCGCUAUACUUGGCUCUCGGCUCCGCGCAGGGCUCGUGCCGCAGUUCAUCUACUGGCGGAGCCAUGCCCACACAGCAUUUCAAAUGCGAUUCCUGUGGCAUGGUAGAGGAGAGACCUGGAUGGUGGAUCCAGGAAGGUGGUCCAUGCAAGCAUCGAACGCAGUAUGCAUGUCCUGGGCAGAUGUCACAGGUCUUUGACUGGUCUGUUGAUGCGUUGUUUGGAGCGCGUUGGCAACAGCGAAUGCAGCAGAGGUGCCUUUGCACCAGCCUCAGAUACCUUCGUUGCACCCGCUGUGGUUUUGUGCGGAAGGAAAAAGGAUGGAGAUCCGGAGGAAAGCAGUGUGAGCACCGUGAUCGCCACGGCUGCUUAGGAGAAAUGCAGUGCCCCCCAGAGUUUUCCUCCAUGGAUUCUAUGGUGCAUGAUCCCCUGCCGGAAUGGGAGCGCCGAAUGCAAGAAGACUGUCUGUGUUGCCGCAGUCCUGGCAUUGCUCUUCAAGUGGCUUCUUUGGCCGGGGAAACUCUGAAGUUCCAAGUCAGAGAUUACUGGACAAUUGCCGAGGUAAAGGCAAAGAUGCAGCAGCUCUGCAAAAAAGUCCGGGCCGACCAGGUAUGCCUGAGCUUCAGAGAGACCAUUCUUCCAGACGCUGGUCUCGUCAAACACUUCCAUAUCAAUAAGGAUUCUCCGCCAAUGUCCUGGGCUGAAAGGGAUCCUGAGUUGACAAAGUGGUUGAAGCUUGUGCAGGAAGACUGGCAGGCCAUACACCGUGCCCCCAAAACCGCUUGUAAGUCGCCAGAGGUCAUGCUCACAGUCAUGAGUCGCUGUCGUGACGCCAUCUUCUUCACCCACGCGGAGCUACUCCACAAUGUAGGCUUUCUACGGCAAAUUUGCGAGAUGAGGGGCUUUGAUACCACAGACUGGCCAUCGCCACUAGGUGUUGCUGACAUCUACGCGUUGCUCUGCUAUGCUGCAGCAAUACAGGAUCUUGUAGAUGUUGUGGUCUCGAUUACUUCACGCGUGAAUUUGGAGGCAUGCGUCAAGUCCAAUCUGCUGAUUCUGCUGGAUGGAGGCAUUCCUGCAGAGUGCUUUGCAAAGCACUUCAAUGUCGAGACGGUUGCCGACAAAGUGCUUUCGAUGACAUUGCUGGAAUCAGAGCAAGCAGCUCUUUUACGCGCUGCUGGUGCCGCUAGAGCAGCCGGGCCUCGGCACCAGGAACUCCGCAGGAUGCUGCCCAUGUCUGCCCCGUUGCCGCGCCAUGAGUUUGCAUGGAAGGUGAUCAUGCGACACAACGACACAUUGUCGCAAAGCUGUUUCGAACGCCUACUUCGUCAUUUGCAAAUAAGGGACAUGUCAAGGGACGACGCCUCUAUGCUGGUGGCCACCUGUUUGUCAUACAACCAGGAGGACUCUGCCUGCACAGGCUGCGUUCGUGUUGCAAACCUAGAUGCAGGCUUGGCCAUCCAGCUUAUGUCGCGGCAUGCCAGUCUUCCUCUAACCUUGCUUCAAGAUGUGACCUCCGAGGAUGCUAAAGCGCGCAUCUUCCAAGAGGUCGUGAAGGAUCUGAAGCGAGUGGCGAACAGCGCGCACAUCGUGGUGCAAGCGCUUCUGGCACACAUGGAAAGUUGUCCGGACGAAGACUUGCUUGAGCAAAUGCCAAAGUUUUGGGAUUGUUCUGUUUGGGCGGAGGAGCCAGGCAGCUCCUGCGAAAGAGUCAUAAGCUUGCUGAAUAGGUGGUGCAGCCAAGCAGGACAGGGGCAAGAAGCAACAUUGUUUGCUCUCAAAGCCUUACAAGGACUUCCAGUAAAGCGGCUGAAGAGUUUGGAUGUCUUGUACAGCUCGCCAGCCUUGCCAGCGCAAGUGUUCCAACUUGUGCUGGGAACAUACACAAUGAGCAGAGUUGAUGGCGUCGAGCAGAGCGUGCAAGAGGCCCUCAACAAGAUGGACGUGCUCCAGCAAGAUGUGCAAGAAGCACGCGAACACAUCAGUGCUGUCCAUGACGAUACGCUCAAGGCAUUCAAACUUGCACGGCGCGCACGAUGGGAGGCCAACAAUGCCUUACAAGCUGCACGGAGAGCGCAGCAGGAUGCUCACACUGCAGUGCAAAGAGCACAAGUCCUCGCAGAUCAAGCGGGGGCAUGUCGACAGUCGGAAGACGACAAUGAUAUUUUUCAUAACGAGGGCGAUUCGGCUGGUAAGCACAUGAACGGUCAGAACUAUGAUCAGCGCAUGUCAAAAUUUCAGCAGCAGCUGUUCAAAGAGCAGGCAGCCAGGGCUCAGUCUGCUUCAGCCGCAGCCUCAAGCGACCUGCUGAAUUUGCUGGGUAACCCUCGGCUUCUGCAGCAUUUGCAGAGCCUUGGAGGUGUCGCGGCGGAUCUUGCGCGCCAAGGGCCAGAAGCACUUCUGAGCAGGCUACGUGCGGAUAUGGAGGUCACCGAGUUGCUGACAAGCUUCCCUGCAGAUGCCACAGAGGAGCCUGUCAUGUGCGGCAUGAACUUAAGCAUCGCCACCUCUGCGAAACAUCUCUACAACUCCUGGGAGCUAAACGUGUUGGGACUUUGGUCCAACUGCAACCUCGACGAGCAGGAGAUGGAAGACGUGAUGCAGCAGUCCUUUUUCGGCUGUCGCGCGUUCACUGGAGGUUUGGCACGGCCCUCGUCCAUCGUAGAGGCCCGUGACAGGCUGAUCUACGUUGCACACAACAUCAUGCGCUUGGACGAGGGCGAAUGUGAAAACGAGGGUGCCCCCAAAAAAAGCACCUUGGAUCAUUAUGACCACAGCUUAUUGGCCCAUGCAAGGUUAACUUCUUUUGAUCGCGGGCAGGGAGCUGACACGAUGGCGCAUGUUCUGGGAAGAAUGCUGAUGCCUGAGAAGAUGCCUCUGAAUACUAGCCAGAGCCGAGACAUGUACGGCUAUUUAGAAGCCGGCGCUCUGGGCCAGUUGUACUAUCCUUCAGCCGUGCGGUUCAUUGUCGCCAGUUUCUCGAGACUUUUUGGCACCAUGCAGGAAGACGGGUUGAUUGAGUGGGCAAAGCUGCAUAGUUGGCCGGUUGCUUGGUCUCUUGGCAUCAUGGAUGAUGAUGGGUCCUGCGGUUGGAACUUCAGUGCUAGAGGUGGCCACCUCGUAACUCUGGCAGAGCCUCGACUCUUGGAUCCAAGAACAGCACAUGUCCUGAACGCCACCGUCGGCUCUCUGAGCUCGCUGAGGACCCUCAGGGCAGAGGCGCUGAGGCUUCGUUUGCAAGGCUGGACACCCAAGCGCUCACCCCAAGCAUGGCAACAUUUAUGGGGCAGAGCAAAGGAAGCGCUGGAGCCUGGAACCUUCCAGCCUUUGAGAGCUGGAGAUUGCUCAGAUCCAGAACGAUGUGUUGGUACUUCCCAUGGCCGCUGCAUCUGCAGGUGGAUCUUCAAUUACCAGCAGUUGCUCGGAUUCAGUGUGAGCACCGAGUGGGCAGAUGGCCGGGCUUUGGACUUUCGUAAAGACAUGUCCGGGUCCUUGAAAACUGUGAACGUGACGGCAGAAGCGAUGCUGAAUGAUAUGGCCGAGCUUCGUGCAGUUCAGGUCGCAGCGGAUCUAGAGAUCCCACCGGUCAUCUCGCAGUUGGAAAGCAACAUCGACUCAAUGGCGGCCAUGGCGCAUGGAGCAGCCAACUUGGAGGACCUGACGGCGGUCCCUGCUGCAUGGCGCCUAGAGACUGUGAUCGACGCGUGGGUGCACAUGGCAUGCGGUAGGCACUAUGGCUGGCGUGGUGCAGAUUUCCAUAAGCCGUGCACGGUGAUCGAACACCGCCUGGAGGAGCUCUGGGCAUGGCAGCCCGAAAGGGCGAAGCGGUGGUUCGCCCGGCAGCAAAAGCGCCACAAGCUGCAGCGUGUCGGGACGCGGACGGAUCAGGUACGCGACGCAUUGCUCCGGCACGGCCAGGCAGAGCUAGAGCGAUGCCACGUGGACAUCUUCACGUUCUUGGGUUUGGUGCGAGAAUUUUCUACGCAGCACGUUGACGACAUGUCUUGGUUUGAAGCUCCGUGCCAGCAACUCGCGGAGCGCUUGGUUGCAGCACAGGAGCACGCCCAGGAGGAGGCGAGCAAGCGCCGCAGGCUGGAGGAGGACGCUGCCACGCGCGAGCUCCGCAUGGCUAAGGAGGAGAGCACUCGGCUUGCAGAGCGUUUGGCCGAGGCGGAGGCUGAGAUCCGGACGGCGCAGGACGAAAUCACCAAACACCAGGAGCGAUGCAGUCAACUUGAGGCUUGCAUGCUCGCCGCCGAGGCUGAGAAGGCAUCUGAACUCCGAAGCUUUGAGGAGGAGCGCGAAGAGCUCGCAGAGCGCCUGGCCACCGCAGAGACGUUGGCUUCAACAAAGGCAGAUGGGCUCCAGGCAGCGCAAGCGGAGAUCUCCAAGUACAGACAGCGGUGUCAGGUGCUUGAGCAACAGGUCACAAGUGCGGAAGCCGAGCUUGCACAAAGCCAGGAGGAGCUCCAAAAGGCUCAGAACCAUCAUCAAGACUGCAAUGACCAAUGCUUUGAGCAGUUAGGGACGGGGUCCGGAACGGAUCCAUCAGGAAACAGAAUGGAGCUGCAGUCUGUGCUCCUUGAGAAUGCAGCCUACAAGGAGCGAUGCCGACAGCUGGAGCUGUGCCUUGCCAAAUCAGAGGCGAAGCUGGAUCAGAUGCUGGAAGAGAAGGGCAAGUACCAGGCGAGCCGUGCUUUUUAUGUGGUUUUGGGGAAAGACCUUGACGUUUAG